Molecule: messenger RNA, 3591 nt
Organism: Adelges cooleyi (spruce gall adelgid)
Lineage: Eukaryota; Metazoa; Arthropoda; Insecta; Hemiptera; Adelgidae
Product: zinc finger protein 888-like
Exons: 6
Coding region: 948-2609 (553 amino acids)
Biological process (GO): central nervous system development; regulation of transcription by RNA polymerase II
Cellular component (GO): nucleus
Molecular function (GO): RNA polymerase II cis-regulatory region sequence-specific DNA binding; DNA-binding transcription factor activity, RNA polymerase II-specific
Source: RefSeq, a predicted model, not a curated record
AUUUUAUAAUAAAAAAAAACAGUAACAUAAAAUAAAAUGCUACGACUGUUAACAUGUAUUGAGUAUUUCUGAAUUUACUUUGCUAAUAGUAUUCAUUUAGUUAAAUAGAUCUAAAAGUUUUGGAAAAAAUUAUUUUGUCAGUCAAUGAAAAACUCAACUUUGGAUUGCAGCAAGUUUAUUGAAUAAUAUUAGUCUCGCAAUAGGAAAAUUUUAAUAGGGAAAAUAAGAAAAAUUGUACUUAAAGAGUUAGAAAUAAGUGAUACAGAAAUCAACACGUGUAUUACUAAUACAAAACAAAAAUUCAAAAAAAGCAAUGGAAUUGACAGUGAAAUCAGUCAUCUCUUAAACAUUAUGACUAGCAAAGAGAUUACCGUGACCAAAUUAAAAAAAAAAAAGAAAGAUUUGAAAAUUGAUGAAAGUACAUUAGCACUGAUUUGUGAAACAAGUAUAGAAAAUGACGCACAUAAAAAGAAAGACAAAAAAAAGAAAAGGAAAAGUGGAGAAACGGAUAUCAAAUUAUUUGAUAGCUCAGACAUUUCGGCAGACUAUUUGAUACCAUAUCAAAACUAAAAAGGAAAAAGAAAAAAAAACGUAACAAUAUUGAAACUAAUGAUUUUGCUUCAUCAAUUUUUCACAAAACACCUUCAGAUAUUGGCCAUUCUUUAAAUCAAGUAAAAGAUAACAAAAGGAAAAGGAAAAAUAUUGACAAUGACACAUCUAUUUAUUUAAAUUAUUCUGAACGACUUGAUGUUCCUAAAAGUUACUCAAAGAAAAAGAAAACCAUUAAUGAUGGUGUUAGUCAGACUUCUUCAAAAAAGAAUCUUUGUACUUCAUCAACAUUAAUAGAAAAAAUAAGAAAAAGUGAACUUAAAGAGUUAGAAAUAAGUGAUUCAGAAAUCGACACAUGUAUUACUAAAAGAAAACAAAAAUACAAAAAAAGUAAUAGAAUGGACAAUGAAGUCAGUCAUCUUUUAAAAAUUAUGACAAGCAAAGAGAACACCAUGUCUAAAUUACGAAAUUCAAAGGGAGAAAAUAAUGAAGAUUUAAAAAUUGAAAAUGCUAAAUUAGAAUACAUAUGUGAAACGAGUAUAGAAAAUGACGCACAUAAAAAGAAAGACAAAAAUAAGAAAAGGAAAAAUAGAGAAACAGAUAUCAAAGUAUCUGAUUCCUUAGACAUUUCGCCUGACAAUUUGAAUACCAUUUUAAAAUUAAAAAUGAUAAAGAAAAAAAGAAAUAACAAUAUUGAAACUAAUGAUUUUGCUGCAUCAAGUUUUGACCAAAGGCCUUCAGGUAUUGGCCAGUCAAGUAAAAAAAAAAAAAUUAACAAGAACACAUCAAAUUAUUUAAAUGAUUCUACAGAUAAUGAUGUUAGUCUGCCAACAAUAAUUAAAACAAAAAAAAUUAAAUAUAAGGAAUUAAAUACGGCAUCAUCUUUACUUCAGUCUUCAGAAAUAAAUAACAUUGUUGGCAAGAAGAGACUCGAAGAAAACCAAAAACCCAAAUCAUGUAUGAAUAUUUUAACAAAAGAAAAUAUAUUACAAACACAAUAUAAAAAAAAAAAUGACCUGCUACUAGAAAAGAAAAAAACUACAGUGAAUCAAAAUGGUUUGAGUGAGUCAACUUAUUACAUGGUGAAAAAAUUAGCUAAACAUUUAAAAGAGCAAAAGAAAAACGAUAUUAACAAAGUAUCUGUUUCAACUAAAGAAUGUACAACUGACAUGAACAAUACUUCGGACAAUUCAUCAGUUCAUGAUAUUAAUGAAAAAUAUGUGACAUGCGCUAUAUGCCAUGAAUGGUUUUUAAAUAUACAUAUUUACCAACAUAUGCAAACUCACAUUGAUAAUUUGCACAAACCUGAUACAUACUGCAAGUCUUUAAAAAAAAAGGCUGAUUUAAUAAAACAUCAAAUUAUUGACACUACUGAAGGAGCAGCGUAUAAAUGCAGUUUAUGUGAAAAAACCUAUAAACACCUUAGUAGUUUAACAGUACAUUACAGAAUUCAUACAGGAGAAAGCCCUUUUGAAUGUGAUAUUUGUGACAGUAUGUUUACUCAGAAGUCAAGUUUGUCCAGGCACAAACGAAUUCAUACAGGAGAACGCCCUUUUAAAUGUGAUAUUUGUGACAGUGCGUUUGUUGAUAAUUCACAUUUGUCUAGACACAAACUAAUUCAUACAGGAGAACGGCCUUUUAAAUGUGAUAUUUGUGACAGUACAUUUACUCACAUGCCAGAUUUGAUUAAUCACAAUCGAAUUCACACAGGAGAACGCCCUUUUGAAUGUGAUAUUUGUGACAGUGCGUUUACUCGCAUGCCAAAUUUGAUCAAUCACAAUCGAAUUCACACAGGAGAACGCCCUUUUGAAUGUGAUAUUUGUGACAGUGCGUUUACUGUGAAGUCAAAUUUGUCUAGACACAAACUAAUUCAUACAGGAGAAAGGCCAUACUCUUGUAGAGUAUGCGGACUUGCUUUCAAUCAACAAAGCAUUCUCAUUGCUCACAAAAGAAUACACACCGGUGAAAGACCUUAUAAAUGUAGAAUAUGUAGUAAAGAUUUUAGAAAAACUGGAAACUUAACUAGACAUGUAAAAAAUGUACAUAACAAAGGUUAUUAAAGAUUCACUGUUUCAAUAUGUUAUUGCUUACAUCUUAUACAAACUAUUCUUGAAAUAUUGAUUUUUAUUGUAUAUAAAUAUUUUUCAUUUGUUUUCUGAUUGAAAAAUCACAAUUCGACAUUAUCUCAUUUUAAAACACAAUUUUAUGCAGCCUGAACAGAAAUUCAAUUAAGGAAAAUACUAUUAAAUCAAAUUAACCUUGCUUUAAUAGUACAAGAAAUGAGAGUUUGGCCACAAAAAACCCAAUUAACCCAAUUAGUGCGUAUAAAUUAUACAUUUAUAACUUUACUGAAAAUUUUAUGGUUAAUCAUUUUCAGGACUAAUAUUGUGAAUUUAAUUUUUAUUUAGACUUUAAAAAAACUCACCCAUUUUACGGUAUUAUAAAUUUUUUUAAUUAUGUUGGUACCUAUUUGUAUGGUCUUGUGUUCUAAAUUUGGGCUAAUUGAUAUUAUUUAUUGUGAAAAUACAUUUAUUCGACAAACUUCUUGUUCAGAAAUGUAAUUUAAACCCGUGUGAAGAGUUAAGUUACAAGAAUCUUAUACAUUUUUUCAUUAGGUGUCUACGCCUUUUUUGCAAACUCUUCUCAUUGACACUUGUUUUAUUUAAAGGAACACAUGCUUUUAGGCUAUUCAAUAUGCUUAUCACCGUUUCUAAUUUAUAGGUAUCAUUUUAACUGGUUUAAACAAAGAGCAUCAUCGUAUAGUCUUAUGCUUAAGAAAACAAUAUAAUGAUGUAUGUAGUAAUAUGUUGUGUCCAUGUCUUGUAUGUGUACUUCAAUAAUAUUGCCUAAAAAUAUAAGUUACUCCUGUCUGACCGUUUAUACAUUACCACAAUAAACACUAGUGUGCUUAGAACAACUGUUGCUUUUACAAAUAAGGUCUUUUUUAAAUUAUAAUAGUAAACAAAUAAAGGGCACAUGGGAAAAACGGUAAUAGUCACAUUAUGAAAAUUUUUUUCUUCAAAUAGUUUUUUUCAAUUAUUU